Ornithodoros turicata is the source of this 774-nucleotide messenger RNA. Its product is annotated as trafficking protein particle complex subunit 5-like. Bases 86 to 646 code for a protein of 186 amino acids. The record is from RefSeq and is a predicted model, not a curated record. The transcript has 7 exons. Gene Ontology annotation, cellular component: TRAPPI protein complex; TRAPPIII protein complex; TRAPPII protein complex. NCBI's taxonomy places the organism in Eukaryota, Metazoa, Arthropoda, Arachnida, Ixodida, Argasidae. Gene Ontology annotation, biological process: endoplasmic reticulum to Golgi vesicle-mediated transport.
GCAGGUGACGCUGACGGCAACACUGUCGUCUGCGUUGUUUGAUGAUCUGUUCCGUUUUUCAUGGUGUAAAUAAAUGUAAUUUACAAUGUCUGGCGUGAGAAAUAAAGUAAGCAUCCUCGACCGACCAAUAACAAAGAUAAAGACUGACAUUCACAUAAGUUUAUUUGGAUUGCUAUUCUCGGAGAUCGUACAAUAUUGUCAAAACCGUGUAUACACCAUUCCUGAACUACAGACAAGGCUGUCUGAGUUGGGGUUUCACGUAGGUCAGAGAGUACUCGACCUCAUAUACGUACGAGAGAAAAACUACAAGCGUGAGACAAAGCUACUGCACGUUCUGCUCUUCAUCAAAUCUUCAGUCUGGAAGACUUUAUUCGGCAAAGAAGCUGACAAGUUGGAACAAGCUAACGACGACGACAAGACCUAUUACUUGAUUGAAAAGGAGCCGCUUGUCAGCAAGUUCAUCUCUGUACCUAAGGACCGAGGAAACCUCAACUGUGCCUCUUUUGUGGCAGGCAUCAUCGAAGCUGUCCUCUUAGGAUGCAACUUUCCAGCAAAAGUUACAGCACACUGGUACAAAGGUACAACAUUCAUGAUCAAGUUCGAAGACUCCGUGAUCGCCAGGGACAAGUCACUGGAAACACGAUAAGGGAAUGAAGGAGCAUGCACUGAAUGUCGGGUCUUCAUCCGUGUCGUGGCAAGAUAUGUAAGCAGGACAACCUUGCAUUCCUCCUGUAGUAUAAGUCCUAUGCUUACAAAUACAUACUCUUAAAGUGA